CCCAAAUCUAUAGUUAAUGCCCUUGUGAACUCCAAAUGGAUUUCAUAUUCUGAAUGUGUGAUACAAUUAUUUUUCUAUGUUUCUUUCCUAUCAUCAAAUUUCUUCAUUCUCACUGUAAUGGCCUAUGACAGAUACAUUGCUAUCUGUCACCCACUGCACUUUACACUCAUAAUGAAGUGGUCCACUUGUAUUCAAAUGGCUGCUGGGGCAUGGCUGGUUGGAUUUCUGCAUGCAGCUCUACACACAGGGAAUAUUUUUUCAAUGACUUUCUGCUCCAACAUCAUCAACCAGUUCUUCUGUGAAGUUCCACAAUUAAUCAAGCUCUUUUGUUCUGAUUUUUACCUUGGUGAAACCUGGGUUCUUGUGUUUGGUUCAUGCUUAGGAGUGGGCUGCCUCUCAUUCAUUAUCUUGAGCUAUGUUCGGAUCUUUUCCACUGUGCUCAGAAUGCCCUCAGUUGAGAGAAGGGAAAAGGCAUUCUCAACUUGCAUCCCCCACCUCAUUGUGGUUUGUGUAUUCAUUAGCAGUAGCCUCUUGGCUCAUCUGGUACUACCUGCAAAUUCUCCAUCUAGGCUGGAUGAAAUAUUUACUGUGCUAUAUGCUUUGGUCCCUUCACUGCUGAAUCCAAUAGUCUACAGCAUGAGGAACAAAGAUGUCAAAGCUGCUUUUUGGAAAUUCCUUGGUUGGAGGAAUCUGAGCAAGAAGUAA
Messenger RNA from Ahaetulla prasina, 705 nucleotides. Its product is annotated as olfactory receptor 14C36-like. Lineage: Eukaryota; Metazoa; Chordata; Lepidosauria; Squamata; Colubridae. Gene Ontology annotation, molecular function: olfactory receptor activity. The transcript has a single exon. The record is from RefSeq and is a predicted model, not a curated record. The coding region runs from base 118 to 705 and encodes 195 amino acids. Gene Ontology annotation, biological process: G protein-coupled receptor signaling pathway. Gene Ontology annotation, cellular component: membrane.